Molecule: messenger RNA, 1275 nt
Organism: Saccharomyces paradoxus
Lineage: Eukaryota; Fungi; Ascomycota; Saccharomycetes; Saccharomycetales; Saccharomycetaceae
Exons: 1
Coding region: 1-1275 (424 amino acids)
Source: RefSeq, a predicted model, not a curated record
AUGAUAGAACCUGGUAAAGAUUCAAUGGACUAUCUACAUGUAUAUAACAACAACCACGCUCACGUUCCCAGGACACCUACGGGUAGGCAAUGCCUAUCUCCUGUUCUCCCCCCAAUCAUAUUGGCGGUAGAUCAGCAACAUUCGAUGGCUUUUGGGUACUCGAGCCCCAGAUGCUUGCCGACACCAAUAUUGCCUUCUAUGACCGCAAAUGUGCCCGUCCAUUGGUCACAACAGAUUGUCACUAUUCCUGUCGCCGUACAAAGCAAUGCCGGAAUGAUACCUAUCCUCACACCUAUGGCCUCCCCAAGACCUCAGUUCAAAGCAACGACCCCCUCACCCCAUUUGGCCCCAGUCGCCAUAAAAUUACCAGAUUUGAAACUGCCACCUUCGCCUGUGUCCAGCACAGUAAAGGGCGGAGCGUCACAUCCGAUCCUGCCCAAGAUUGUGAUCGGAAAUGGCGGCAGUCAUGUUGAGCGAAAUAGUAAUGAGGAAUUAAUUAGAAAGAUUCCAGAUUACAUUGAUUGCGCAAAGACAAAGGCACAACUGGGCAAAGUUAGAUCCGGUAGACAACUAAUUGCAUGCGCACAGGAAUAUCACCACCCGGUAAACAAGGAUGAGGUCGAAAAUAUCAACAACAUCCUAAACUUCAGGGACUAUAUUUUCAAGCAUCCGAAAUCCUGCUUCGAGUCUCCAUGUACCCUAUCGUUCGAACAGUUCGUUAGAGUAUAUUCAUUCAUUAGUUUCAUUUACAGGACAAAGAAGAUCAAUAAAAACAAGUAUGAACUCGUUUGUGAGAUGAAUGUUCACGAACAACUCAGCAAUAAGCGUAUACAAAGAACAAGGACUCCUGAGAAGUACAAAAUUCAUUUGAUUUGCGAAUCAAAACUUAUUCUGACCUUCAACCACUGUACGAAGACGGUUAAGUUCGAGUCUAUCAAUGGUGGACACUGCCACCCAAUUUCGGCCAAUCAUAUCAUCAAGCCCUCCCUGUUCCUUAUCCACUGCAUUAAUAAAUGCUACCAGACGGUGUCAGAUCCCACCGAUUUGAAGUUGGCAUUGAGAGACGCUUUAGAAGCCCUCGAUCAUGAAAGAAUCGGACUGCCAUUUCUAAAGAGAAGACACUUCAAAAGCUCGCAAGCCUCGUCACUAUCAAAUGUCAGUACCACAUUCAAGAAGCGAGAAGAUCAUGACGCAUUGGGUGUACAUACGGGAAUCAUUCAUACGGCAAACUUCUUCAUGUUUAAUGCAUCUAGCGAUAUAUUUCAGAGGAACUAA